Arachis stenosperma is the source of this 1662-nucleotide messenger RNA. RefSeq names its product AAA-ATPase ASD, mitochondrial-like. The coding region runs from base 154 to 1662 and encodes 502 amino acids. The record is from RefSeq and is a predicted model, not a curated record. Gene Ontology annotation, molecular function: ATP hydrolysis activity; ATP binding. The transcript has 3 exons. NCBI's taxonomy places the organism in Eukaryota, Viridiplantae, Streptophyta, Magnoliopsida, Fabales, Fabaceae.
UUAGGCCAUUUAAUCUGAUGGCCAAGUACCAAGUUAAGACCUAAGAAAUUGAUCGCCCACAGAAAACUAGAGAUUCUUACUUGCUAAAUCCUUUAUUAUAUAUGCUGCAUGACAAACAAAUCUUAGUGUAAUUAACACUUAGGAAGGGAAAAAAUGGGGUUUGAGGAAAUGUGGUCAAAAAUAGGAUCAAUAAUGGCUACCAUAAUGUUCAUGUAUGCCAUGUUUGAGAAAUUCUUCCCUCCUCACCUCCGUAUGAAUGUCCAAAAGUACACACACAAACUAGCUUCCUUCUUGUCUCCAUACAUCCAAAUAACCUUCCCUGAGUUCGCCGGCGAGCGCCUCAAGCGAAGCGAGGCCUUCACGGCCAUCCAAACAUACCUGAGCGCCACCUCUUCCCUCAGCGCGAAAAGGCUGAAGGCGGAAGUGGUCAAGGACAGCCAAACCCCGGUAGUACUGAGCAUGGAUGACAGUGAAGAAGUGAGUGAUGAGUUCAAAGGUGUUAAGGUUUGGUGGCUCUUAAACAAAACCACACUCAAAACGCAGUCGUUUUCGUUCUAUCCAGCUUCUGAUGAGAAGAGAUACUACACUUUAAGCUUUCACAAUCGUUAUAGGGACCUCAUUGCUCACUCUUACAUCCCUCAUGUCUUGGAAGAAGGGAAAGCAAUCAAGAUCAAGAACAGGCAAUUGAAGCUCUACACCAACAAUUGCAGCACUGGUUGGUAUGGAUGGAACAGAGCAAAGUGGAGCAAUGUGACAUUUGAGCACCCUGCAAGGUUUGACACAUUAGCCAUGGAGCCAAAUAAGAAGGAAGAGAUAAUAAAUGAUCUUAUUAAGUUCAAGAAGGGAAAAGAGUACUAUGCCAAAAUUGGCAAGGCAUGGAAAAGAGGGUAUUUGCUAUAUGGUCCUCCAGGUACCGGAAAAUCAACCAUGAUAGCCGCAAUGGCGAAUUUCCUAUACUAUGAUGUCUAUGAUCUUGAGUUAACAUCAGUGAAGGACAACACACAAUUGAGGACUCUAUUGAUUGAGACAUCAAGCAAGUCUAUCUUGGUGAUUGAGGACAUUGAUUGUUCCCUUGAUCUCACCGGAAAAAGGAGAAACAAGAGAAAUGGGAAAGGGAAUCAAGAUAAUGAUGAAUCUAAUAAAGAUCCUGUUAAAAAUGCUGAAGAAGAGAAUAAGGAUAGUAAAGUAACACUAUCAGGGCUAUUGAAUUGCAUUGAUGGUAUUUGGUCAGCUUGUGCUGGAGAGAGGAUCAUAGUUUUCACCACAAAUUUUGUGGACAAGCUUGAUCCAGCACUCAUUAGGAGUGGAAGAAUGGACAAACACAUUGAGUUGUCUUAUUGUUGCUUUGAAGCUUUUAAGGUUCUUGCAACAAACUACUUGGACAUUGAUGAUCACCAUCACCAUCACUUGUUUUCCAUUGUUGAGAGGUUGUUGGGUGAAGUGAAUGUUACACCUGCUGAUGUUGCUGAGAAGAUCAUGCCGAAAUCGAACUCUGAUGAUUCGGAGAUAUGUUUGAAGAACUUGAUUGAGUUUCUUGAGAGUGCCAAGAAGAAGAAGGAGGAGGAGGAUGAAGAAGAAUCAAGGUUGAAGGAGGAGAAAGAGAGGGAAAAUGGAGAGUUGAAGAAUAAUAAUGGAGUGAAAGAGAAUGGUUUCAUCCACUGA